Messenger RNA from Fusarium sp. VM40, 900 nucleotides. NCBI's taxonomy places the organism in Eukaryota, Fungi, Ascomycota, Sordariomycetes, Hypocreales, Nectriaceae. The record is from the annotation of a GenBank genome assembly.
AUGACGAUGCACGCCAUUAAUGCCGCUGGGCGACGAAUUUCGCUCCUUAACGACGAAAGCGCAUGCCAACAGCCUCAACAAGAACAACAGAAACAACAGCGACCGCCCCUGAGCUUUCACUCCAGCUACGCUCUCACCCACUCAUACCCCACCCCUGGCAGCAAUGCCUCUUCGCCCAACACUCCUGAGCUUCUGCGCUCCGAUUCUUAUGAUUCUCAAAUGAGCAACGAUCCUUUGUCUCCUUUGACUCCCAACGUCGACUACUACCCUCGGCAACAGGUCAUGUAUACUAUUCCCCAAGACUACAACAUGGACGCCAAGCAUGCUGCAUACUCAGACAGCACUCGUUCAGCCUCCUACGACGCUGAGAUGGUCAGCCAACCUCGAUCAUCGCCAAUGCCCGACCGCCCCGGAAAGCGAUACCCCUGCCGGUAUCGUGAUACUCAUGGUUGCGAAAAGACGUUUACCACCUCAGGUCACGCUUCGCGCCAUUCCAAGAUCCACACCGCAGAGAAGGCUGUUCAAUGCACUUUUGCAGGAUGCCAGAAGAAAUUCACACGCGCCGAUAAUAUGAAGCAGCACCUUGAAACUCACUUCAAGGAUAAAAGCCGAUCUUCCGGUAGCCAGCGCAGUCAUAGAACAUCCCUAGCAGAUGCUCGUCGCAACUCUACAUCCGGGCGCCUUUCCGCGAGCCGCACAUCCUCGUCUAGAAGCCGACGCGACGCUGAUCCCUAUCCCCUUCCCACACCCCCGCUGGCCUCGCCCAGUGUCAGCAGUGGAUCUUGGGACUUGAGUGGCCGUAACCUACCCAUUCUCAACCGCCCUGUCGCAGACAGGACCCCUAGUGGUCUGGAUGCCCUCGCUAUGGCCGUCGCAUGCCAAGAGGGUUCUGGUAUCUAA